UUCAGUCAAGUUCAAGCUAGUCGAGAGUUCUGACCGUCAUCGUCGUUGCAUUCGUGGUGGAAUUACUCCCUACGCGUUCUCCACUAUUCACGGAACUGUCGAGAAACCUAGAGAUCCAGCUCGAUCCAGUGAUCUACGCGUUCUUCACGGUAACGUUUCUUGCUACGAGUGAAUUUUCUUCCGCUCGACAACGCGUUAUAUUGUAUUAGUUAUUAACCCACUUUUAACAACUAUCAAAAUAUACGAUCGUCGUAAUUAAAACCUCUAAAUAAGCACUCCGACAUCAUAAAGAAUAAUGGAAAAGGAACAACAACGAAAUUCACACGUCUUUCUUAAAAGUGGAAUGGAGUGAUACGCAAUUAAUGGAAAUAAGAACCAGAGAAGCCGCUAUAGCGAAUUUGCAUGAUAUCUUAAGAGCGAAUGAUGUUACCAUUUAGAGACGAAGCAGUGAUCGUAAGUUCAAGAACAGGCUCUUCUAAUUUAUGGUUUUAUCUCAGCAUCGAAUUUAUAAUUGGUGCUAUCAUCUCUGGUUUCUUAAUUAUACUUGGAUUAGUAAAAUCCUUCCUGCCAAAACGACCUAGGGAUUUAACCGGCGAUGUAGUUUUGAUUGCUGGUGCUUCAUCAACACUCGGCGCAUCGCUCGUCGAGGAAUUCGCGAAGAAUGGAUGUUCUGUGAUUUGCAUAGAUAACGAUCUCAGAUUUGUGGAGGAGAUAACUAGAAGGCUGAAAUUGCAGAGUAACAAGAUUGAGUUGACUUGUAACAAGGUAGAAGAAAUCGGACUCAACUAUAGAAAAUACAGGUCGGAGAAUACAGAGUCUACAAUAGCGGCGUAUAAGUGUGAUUUAUUGAAUCGUAAUGCGAUCCGCAAGAUCGCUAAGAAGGUCGAGGAUGAAGUCGGUGGCAUCGAUGUGUUAGUGACCUGCGUUGGACAAUCUAAUCGGGAUAUCUUCGAUGUAGCUAGCACAACUCUCAUGAGCCAUUACUGGACAAUGCUGGCAUUUUUGCCGUCCCUUCUACGACGCGAUAGAGCGCACAUUAUCGGAAUUACGCCAGUUGCAUCCAAUCAGGAUGCGUACUCCAGUUCAAGGGUGGCGAUUGCCGGACUGAUGGAAAGCUUGGGUCAAGAAUUAAGCAAUCAUAAUAAUAAUCUUACCUUCCUCGCAAUUUCGCCGAUGGUGAUGCGCAGUAAUUUGAUAAGACAAAAAGAGCAAGAAGUAGCCAAGGAAGUCAUACAGGCAGUCAGCAUGGGCAGUCAGGAAUAUAGUUUUAUUAUUGUUUGGUGUUUAAAACUGUAUAAAAUCUGUUGUGGGAUCUGUAAUGCACUAAUAGCUUGCUACACAGUACCUUUCCACACGAGGGGGUGAAUCUUUUUAAAUUCUGUUCCUGCUCAUGAAGCGUGAAGCAUUCCAAAGUCGGCCUCCGACAUGAGUGUGGGAAUUCGCAUCUUCCGUUGGCGAAUUUUAGACAGCAAGUUUCAAUGAUUCCUCGAAAUGCAUGCAGUGAAUAGUAUAGCAAAUAGUUCUUAAGAAUUGAAAAAUUAGGUAGCUAGACUUAUUUUAAUAUCUCUAUUAAUCAUUUACGUAAAUAAGUAUUUUUGUA
Molecule: messenger RNA, 1600 nt
Organism: Linepithema humile (Argentine ant)
Lineage: Eukaryota; Metazoa; Arthropoda; Insecta; Hymenoptera; Formicidae
Product: short-chain dehydrogenase/reductase family 16C member 6-like
Molecular function (GO): oxidoreductase activity, acting on the CH-OH group of donors, NAD or NADP as acceptor
Source: RefSeq, a predicted model, not a curated record